UUACACUGAAGCAGGAAGAGAAAGUAAACAGAAGCUCAGACUUACUUUUGUCUCAGGGGAACAAUGUCCUAAAACAAGUUUUUAUCAGAAUUGAAGGACAGUUCAAAGAGCCGAGGGGAACUGAGUGUUACAUAUUCUCUUCAGAAAUAUAAAGGACAUUACUUCACCACUAAUGGAGAAGGAUUCUAAUAAAUAACUCAUCCCACAAGCUGGGCUUCAGGCUGGGAAACACAGAGGACCGUUUUGAGGAACAUGGAGGAGAACAGAGCAACGUCUCCAGCACCAAGCUGUGUUUCUCUGCAGAGUGACCUGUCCAAAGAUCUUCCUGUAGGGUUUAGUAAUCAUCCUGGACCCCCAGAUCAAAGCUGGGCUUCAGGCUGGGAAACACAGAGGAACGUUUUGAGGAACAUGGAGGAGAACAGAGCAACGUCUCCAGCACCCAGCUGUGUUUCUCUGCAGAGUGAUGAGUCCAAAGAUAUCCCUGUAGGGUUUAGUAAUCAUCCUGGACCCCCAGAUCAAAGAUGGAGGAAGAGGAGCAGCGUUGGUGUGGAGGAGCAGCGGUCCUGCUGUGCUUUGUGUCAGAAGGUCCUGAUGGAUCCGGUCUCUACCAGCUGUGGACACUGGUUCUGCAGACAGUGCAUCACGUCAUACUGGGUCCAGUCUGCUCCAUCAGGACCCUCCUCCUGCCCCCAGUGUGGGAAAAGACCCAGAAGAGGACCUGGACUGCUGGCAGCCAAUCAGAGCAGCUGUGCUCCAGCAGAUGUUGGUCUGCAGGAGGUUCUAGAGGAACAUAAGAUCAGUCUGAGGAGGAGAUGUGAAUGUGUGACUGAAGGAAGUGAUGAACCAGGAAGUAGAACCCUCCUCAACAGGAUCUACACUGAUCUCUACAUCACAGAGGGACAGAGUGAAGAGGUUAAUACCCAACAUGAGGUGAAGCAGCUGGAGAGAGCUUCCAGGAUCCAGAACCUCCAUGACUCUCCAAUCAGGUGCCACGACAUCUUUAAAGCCUUACCUGACCAACAUGGACCCAUCAGAGUGGUUCUGACCAACGGCGUCGCUGGUGUUGGAAAAACCUUCUCAGUGCAGAAGUUCACUCUGGACUGGGCCGAGGGCUUGGAGAACCAAGAUGUCCGUGUGGUGGUUCUGCUGUCGUUCAGGGAGCUGAACCUGAUCAGAGGUGAGCAGCACAGUCUUCUCACGCUGCUCCAUGUUUUCCAUCCAACCCUCCAGAAGCUCCCAGCAGAGCAGCUGGCUGCCCACAAACUUCUCUUCAUCUUUGACGGCCUGGAUGAAAGCAGACUUUCUCUGGACUUCAACCACAGUCGGCUUGUUUCUGACGUCACACAGAAGUCAUCAGUCGACGUUCUGCUGACAAACCUCAUCAAGGGGAACCUGCUUCCCUCGGCUCUGGUCUGGAUCACCUCCAGACCUGCAGCGGCCAAUCAGAUCCCUCCUUCAUGUGUUGCCAGGGUAACAGAGGUACGAGGCUUCACCGACGCCCAGAAGGAGGAGUACUUCAGGAGGAGGUUCAGUGAUGAAGAGCUGUCCAGCAGAAUCAUCUCCCACAUCAAGACCUCCAGGAGCCUCCACAUCAUGUGUGGAAUCCCAGUCUUCUGCUGGAUCACUGCUACGGUUCUGGAGAACAUGUUGACCACAGAGCAGAGAGGAGAGCUGCCCAAGACCAUGACUGACAUGUACUCUCACUUCCUGCUGGUCCAGACCAGGAGGAAGAAGAACAAGUACCAUGAAGGACAUGGGAGGAGUCCACAGGAGCUGAUGGAGGCUGACAGGGAAGUUCUCCUGAAGCUGGGGAGGCUGGCGUUAGAACAUCUGGAGAAAGGAAACAUCAUGUUCUACCAAGAAGACCUGGAGCAGUGUGGUCUGGAUGUCACAGAGGCCUCGGUGUACUCAGGAGUUUGUACAGAGAUCUUCAAGAGAGAGAGUGUGAUGUUCCAGAAAGCAGUCUACUGCUUUGUUCAUCUGAGCAUUCAGGAGUUUCUGGCUGCAGUCUACAUGUUCCACUGCUUCACCAGCAGGAACACAGAGGUGAUGAAAAAGUUCCUGGGUCAAAAAUACAGUGAGACAUCUCUAGAGGAUCUUCUGAAGAGAAUCAUGGAGAAAUCCCUCAGAAGUAAAAAUGGCCACCUGGACCUGUUUGCUCGCUUCCUUCAUGGCCUCUCUGUGGAGUCCAACCAGAGACUCUUAGGAGGCCUGCUGGGUCAGACAGAGAACAGUCCAGAAACCAUCCAGAAAGUCAUCAACAACCUGAAGAAUAAAAAAACAAAGGCAUCUCCAGACAGAAGCAUCAACAUCUUCCACUGUCUGAUGGAGAUGAAGGACCUCUCAGUUUAUCAGGAGAUCCAACAGUUCCUGAAAUCAGAGAACAGAUCAGAGAAGCUCUCAGAGAUCCAGUGUUCAGCUCUGGCCUACAUGCUGCAGAUGUCAGAGGAGGUUCUGGAUGAGUUGGACCUGGAGAAGUACAACACAACAAAAGCAGGACGACUGAGACUGAUUCCAGCUGUGAGGAACUGCAGAAAGGCUCGACUUAAUGGCUGCAAACUCUCAGCGACUGAAUUUGAAGUUGUAGCCUCAGUUCUGAAGUCUAACCCCUCUCAUCUGACUGAAGUGGAGAUAAGAGAGAUCGAAGGAGUGAAAGACUCUGGAAUGAAGCAUCUGUGUGAGAUACUGAAGAGUUCAGUCUGCAGAGUUAACAUCCUGAGAUUGAGGAGCUGCAGUUUGUCAGAGAUCAGCUGUUCUUCUGUGGGAUUGGCUCUGAAGUCCAACCCCUCCCAUCUGACAGAACUGGACCUGAGUGACAACAAAGACCUGAAAGAUGCUGGAGUGAAGGAGCUCUGUGGUUUUCUCCAGACUCCCCUCUGCAAACUACAGAUAUUGAGAUUGAGUUACUGCAGUUUGUCAGAGAUCAGCUGUUCUUCUGUGGGAUUGGCUCUGAAGUCCAACCCCUCCCAUCUGACAGAACUGGACCUGAGUGGAAACAAAGACCUGAAAGAUGCUGGAGUGAAGGAGCUCUGUGGUUUUCUCCAGACUCCCCUCUGCAAACUACAGAUAUUGAGAUUAAUUGGCUGCAGUUUGUCAGAGAUCAGCUGUUCUUCUCUGGUUUUGGCUCUGAAGUCCAACCCCUCCCAUCUGACAGAACUGGACCUGAGCUUAAACAACCUGAAAGAUGCUGGAGUGAAGGAGCUCUGUGGUUUUCUCCAGACUCCCCUCUGCAAACUACAGAUAUUGAGAUUGAAGAACUGCAGUUUGUCAGAGAUCAGCUGUUCUUCUGUGGUUUUGGCUCUGAAGUCCAACCCCUCCCAUCUGACAGAACUGGACCUGAGUGACAACAACCUGAAAGAUGCUGGAGUGAAGGAGCUCUGUGGUUUUCUCCAGACUCCCCUCUGCAAACUACAGAUAUUGAGAUUGAAGGACUGCAGUUUGUCAGAGAUCAGCUGUUCUUCUGUGGUUUUGGCUCUGAAGUCCAACCCCUCCCAUCUGACAGAACUGGACCUGAGUGACAACAAAGACCUGAAAGAUGCUGGAGUGAAGGAGCUCUGUGGUUUUCUCCAGACUCCCCUCUGCAAACUACAGAUAUUGAGAUUGAUUAACUGCAGUUUGUCAGAGAUCAGCUGUUCUUCUGUGGUAUUGGCUCUGAAGUCCAACCCCUCCCAUCUGACAGAACUGGACCUGAGUGUAAACAAAGACCUGAAAGAUGCUGGAGUGAAGGAGCUCUGUGGUUUUCUCCAGACUCCCCUCUGCAAACUACAGAUAUUGAGAUUAAACAACUGCAGUUUGUCAAAGAUCAGCUGUGAUUCUCUGUGUUUGGCGCUGAAGUCCAACCCGUCCCAUCUGACAGAACUGAACCUGUGGUACAACAACCUGGAGGGGUCAGAUGUUCAGCAGCUGCAGGAUCUUGUAAAGAGUCCAGACUACAAACUGAAAUCUGUGUAA
Fundulus heteroclitus (mummichog) is the source of this 3951-nucleotide messenger RNA. Its product is annotated as NACHT, LRR and PYD domains-containing protein 12-like. Bases 253 to 3951 code for a protein of 1232 amino acids. Gene Ontology annotation, molecular function: protein binding. NCBI's taxonomy places the organism in Eukaryota, Metazoa, Chordata, Actinopteri, Cyprinodontiformes, Fundulidae. The transcript has 14 exons. The record is from RefSeq and is a predicted model, not a curated record.